CGGAAAUCUUGUCAUGGCUUCAGCUCCUGAGCCUUCGCAGCCAGACUCGAACGCUGAGGAGGACCACUUGAUCUUUCAUGAAUACGAGGACGAGAAAGACCGAAGAAUAGACGAAUUACACUACAGUCGUCGAAGAAUAUGGAUCCCAGCUACGACAUCGAGCCUAGUUACUCUUGUUGUGGUUACUGCUCUCCUUAGCAUGCUUCUCUCUGGAUGCGCACUGUACUUUCUGCACCUUCUUGGUCCCCAGCAACCCUCAGGAAUAGCUCUUCCACAACCAGGGGCUCGUUUUGGUUUCUGCGGUGACACACCAUCCUCAGCCCGUCAAGCAAAUUGCACAUUCGACCUCAUGUCAUUCUCAUGGCUCCCACCCGCCUGCGCAGAAACGGAGCUCACGACAGAGUUCUUGAGAUUAAGGAACUGGACAUGGUGGAUAGAUGCAGAAAAGGACAAUCCCGUGCCAUUGCAUGAAGUCUCAAAGGGAGACCACAGAGAACUGUAUGUUACGAGGGAAUAUCACAUGUAUCACUGUACAUAUAUGUGGAGGAAGCUGCAUCGAGGACUGCUCAGAGGUCAAGGAAGUACGGAUGAGAGGGGAGUCGUGGAUACAUAUAUUGGAGCGUAUAGGCACACGGCACAUUGUGAGAUGAUGUUGCUAGGAAUGGAAGGCGAUGAAGGUGGAAUUGAUAAAAUGGCUACCGAUACGAUCAUUGCGAUGAAAUUCCCGCAAUGUAUGUGGACAUGAAGAAUGGCGUUAUUCUCACAAAACUUAUAUCUUAACACGAAAUUGAACUCAAAAGAAGC
Hyaloscypha bicolor E is the source of this 804-nucleotide messenger RNA. RefSeq lists its product as uncharacterized. The transcript has a single exon. Lineage: Eukaryota; Fungi; Ascomycota; Leotiomycetes; Helotiales; Hyaloscyphaceae. The coding region runs from base 14 to 745 and encodes 243 amino acids. The record is from RefSeq and is a predicted model, not a curated record.